This is a messenger RNA of Cadophora gregata, 1386 nucleotides long. RefSeq lists its product as uncharacterized. The transcript has 2 exons. Bases 1 to 1386 code for a protein of 461 amino acids. The record is from RefSeq and is a predicted model, not a curated record. NCBI's taxonomy places the organism in Eukaryota, Fungi, Ascomycota, Leotiomycetes, Helotiales, Ploettnerulaceae.
AUGGCACAACACGGCAUCCUGUCUGAAACAACAAUGACCACCCACCCAAAUGACACCUUCUCAAUACCUGUCGCAGAAGACGAAAAUCCAGAUGAUUGGGAGUACGAGUACUCUACCACAGAGACCGAGACAUUCUACGUAACUCUCGAUCUCACAACCCCAGAAGUCCCAGCAAUCCAAAGACAAACAGGUCGCAGAGCAGCUACAACUCCACGAUGGACGAAUCCAGGUUUAGGAAAGCAUCAGCGCAUGGCCCGUCUACCAGAGGAAUCAGGCUUCAAAGUCGCAACAGUCCUCUCAAUUGACGACAACGAAUCAGCGGAAAAAGCAGACCCAGAAGAAUUUGAGAUUGAGGCCGUGCCCGAAGACGACGAUAUUGACGGCCGGUCUCGGAAAAAGAGGAAGAAGAAAGAGAAACCUCCUCCGGAAGAAGAGCCCCGAGCGACCGAAGUCCAGAUCCUCGACCUUCAUAGCAUAAAGCCGCUGGUUUCUUAUGAUGGACAUGUCUUUGCUUGCAGGUGGUCGGAGAAUAUUGGGACGGAAAUGUUAUUUGUGCCGCGCGAAAAGGAGAAUGGAUUGCCGGUACUACGAGAGCUCCCAAAUUGCGAGGUGGAUCUAUUAGCUGCUUCGUCUGCGCGCAUUACUGCUAGGACGGCACAUCUCGAGCGUAAGUUUGAAGCAAAUUCGAAGAGGUCGGGGUCAGGGGCAGGAAGAGGGAAGGGACGAUCGAAAGCGGGGAGAGGAGGUGCUGCAGGAGGGGCGAGAUCUAAUGUCCGUAUUCCUCGUGGAACGAGCUCGCAGAGGAAUACCCAGGCGGAGUUUCUGGAACAGCUGAUUGACCUUAAGGAGGAUAUUGGAGAGGAGGACUUCGUCACUGUUCAUGCGAAGGCGAGAUUGACGAAUUUUAGGUGGAGGAAAGAAUUGUAUGCCUUGAGAGCUGCGGAGAGGGAGCGAUUGGAGCAGGUAAUUACGGAGGGAAGGAAUGCUGCUGCGGUAGCUCAGGCGAAGGAGAGGCUGGAGCAGAUGGAUGAAGAGGAUGAGGAUUUACGGAAUGUUGAAGAGGAGAAGGGUAUUGCGGCUGGUGCAGGGAGUACGACGAAACGCAAACGGCAAGGAGGAAGACAGAAGAAUGAUCCUGUUACUCCCCUGGAGUUCGCGAACGCAGGUCAUGGUCACAGUCGUUCGGUGGAUCGAUUUCCCAAUGUGCUGGAUGGCAGCAUGGAGCAGGUUGGAACGCCGUUUACUGAAAGUACUGGUGACAAUACUCCACGAUAUGAUAAUGAUCCGGGCGUGUAUGGAACUCCUGACGAGGUGCGGUUCCAAGGCGAUGGCUUAUCUGAUCAAGAUGCGGACGGUGACGAGGAUGAUGAUAUGUACGGAUACUAA